Molecule: messenger RNA, 2708 nt
Organism: Cyprinodon variegatus (sheepshead minnow)
Lineage: Eukaryota; Metazoa; Chordata; Actinopteri; Cyprinodontiformes; Cyprinodontidae
Gene: ythdf2
Product: YTH N(6)-methyladenosine RNA binding protein 2
Exons: 6
Coding region: 168-2075 (635 amino acids)
Biological process (GO): mRNA destabilization
Cellular component (GO): cytoplasm
Molecular function (GO): mRNA binding; N6-methyladenosine-containing RNA reader activity
Source: RefSeq, a predicted model, not a curated record
GUUGAGGAGUCUGUCAAGCAAACUGCAGCCCGCCAUUGUGUAGAAUCCAAGCUCACUAGAGAGAUAAGAGUGAUUGGCUGAAACUCCGUCGUAGCCGGACAAAUUGUGCACCCCGCCGCUGUUAAUUAGGAGACAAUACAGUUACACAGGCCGUGGGGGGGAAAGACAUGUCAGCCAGCAGCCUUCUUGAACAGAGACCGAAAGGCCAAGCUAAUAAAGUGCAAAACGGAGCUGUGACCCAAAAGGAUACUUUGAAUGACGAUGAGUUUGAGCCUUACCUGAAUACUCAGGCCAGACAGAGCAAUGCCUAUACGGCCAUGUCGGACUCGUACAUGCCCAGCUACUACAGCCCUUCCAUUGGCUUUUCCUACUCCCUAAAUGAAGCAGCUUGGUCCACUGGUGGGGACCCUCCUAUGCCUUACCUGGCCUCCUAUGGACAGCUGAGCAAUGGUGAACCCCACUACCUCCCAGACGCGAUGUUUGGCCAGCCAGGUCCCCUGGGGAGCAACCCGUUCCUGGGCCAGCACGGCUUCAACUUUUUCCCGAGUGGCAUCGACUUCUCAGCAUGGGGCAAUAGCAGCUCUCAGGGACAGUCGGGGACGCCGCAGAGCUCUGGCUACAGCAGCAGCUAUGCCUAUGCUCCCAGCUCACUUGGGGGUGCCAUGAUUGAUGGACAGUCUCCAUUUGCACCUGCUGCCAACGAACCCCUCAACAAGGCCCCAGGUAUGAACAGCCUGGACCAGGGCAUGGCAGGCCUUAAAAUUGGUGGGGCUGCUCCUGGUGGGAAUGGAGAAAUUGCUCCAAAGGUGGUUGGCUCUGGGUUACCUGGUGGGGGCCCCUUGGGGCCCGUGUCUUCUGUCGGACCUCCCAGCAUGCCUCCUGUCUCAAUCGCUCCAGCCAAGCCAGCCUCCUGGGCUGAUAUUGCCAGCAAACCUGCCAAGCCUCAACCCAAGCUUAAAACCAAGGGCGGCAUGGCAGGUGCUAAUUUGCCUCCUCCGCCCAUUAAACACAACAUGGACAUUGGUACUUGGGACAACAAGGGCACCAUGCCCAAAGCUGCCACCCCUCAGCAGGUGCCCCCUAUUCCCAGCAACGGGCAGCCGCCUAAUCAGGCUUCUCCGCAGCCUGGAGCUACAGCUGCGGGGAACCCACAGAUGCCUCUGAGCAAUGGACAGCUGGUUCCACCUGUUUCCCAGCUGGGGCAGCAUCAUCUUCCUCUUACUGGACAGCCAGGUAUGGCUCAGAUACCCCAGCCUCUUUCCCAGGGUCCCCCACCUAGCCAACAGCAGCAGCCUUCUCAGCCUACUCGCUGGGUCCCUCCACGAAACCGGGCCAAUGGAUUUGGAGACGCUAGUGGAAAUGGGACAGGCCAGUCACCUCCCUCUUCAACUGUCGGAGUGGUUCCUGGGGUCCCCUCUGAGCCUCACCCCGUUUUGGAGAAGUUACGCAUGGUUAAUAAUUAUAACCCCAAGGACUUUGACUGGAACCUCAAGCAGGGCCGCGUGUUCAUCAUCAAGAGUUACUCUGAGGACGACAUCCACCGCUCCAUCAAGUACAACAUUUGGUGCAGCACGGAGCAUGGCAACAAGAGGCUCGACGGCGCUUACCGUUCGUUGGCGAGCAAAGGGCCCCUUUAUCUCCUGUUCAGCGUGAACGGGAGCGGUCACUUCUGUGGUGUCGCCGAGAUGCGCUCACCGGUGGACUACAACACAUCUGCUGGCGUGUGGUCACAGGACAAGUGGAAGGGUCGCUUUGAUGUGCGCUGGAUCUUUGUUAAAGACGUUCCCAACAGUCAGCUGAGGCACAUUCGGCUAGAGAACAACGAAAAUAAGCCGGUGACCAACUCUCGGGACACACAGGAGGUACCGCUGGACAAGGCUAGGCAAGUGCUAAAGAUCAUCGCUGGAUACAAACACACCACUUCCAUCUUCGAUGACUUUUCUCACUACGAGAAGCGUCAAGAGGAGGAGGAGUGUGUGAAAAAGGUGGAGGUCCAAGGCAGCGAGCCAUAUCCCAGCAACCCAAGCAACAGGAGUCAUUACAGGCUUCAGGAACGCCAAGGACGAGUCAAGUAACAGUUGGUGCUUUGGUCAAAAGACUGAAAUGUCCCUCCUGAAACCCUGUCCACCCCGACACAUUAUUACAUUCAGAUCUCUAAGAAAUUCUAACAGGGGUGAAGAUUUAACAAAGGACAAAAGGAAAAAAAAAACUAAAUGAAGACUUUGAUUUCUUUUGACUUUAAAGACUUACUUCGAACUUGUAGUAAAAAGGAAACGAUUAUUCAUAGGACUACAACUAAAUGCAUAACGUCCUUAGCUGAUUUUUUUUUUUCUGCCCUACCCCAUUCCACUACAUAUGCUUUUUCCUUGUAUGCUGCUUUUUCCUUUCUCUUUUCUUUCUUUUUUUUAAUGAAAGGAAAAGAUCUGCAUCUGUUUUUAUGGUCCAAGAUGGAGUGUAAUUCUCACAGAAACCUUAAAGAUCAGAGAUCCAAUAGAAAAAUGUAGUGUCCCAAAGUAAAGAUGGACAUCUUUAACAGCCUUUCUGCAAACCCGGCUCUGAGCGUCAAACCAGAAGGCAAGAGCAGCUUCCUCCUCAGUGGAUUCUUCACCGAUGGCUGGUGCCAACUAUUCUCACCUCAGAAUUUCUGUUUGUCCUUGCUUGUCAUGUUUUUGUUAACGAGGACUGCAGGUUGCUUGUUAAAAAAAAAA